Molecule: messenger RNA, 1323 nt
Organism: Gilbertella persicaria
Lineage: Eukaryota; Fungi; Mucoromycota; Mucoromycetes; Mucorales; Choanephoraceae
Product: nucleoside phosphorylase domain-containing protein
Exons: 3
Coding region: 407-1306 (299 amino acids)
Biological process (GO): nucleoside metabolic process
Cellular component (GO): cytosol
Molecular function (GO): S-methyl-5-thioadenosine phosphorylase activity
Source: RefSeq, a predicted model, not a curated record
CUUUUAUCUACAGCCGAUAUAAAAUAAAGUGAUUCUCCCUUUAAUUUUUCAAAUUGGGUUUUUUUGUCAGAUCAGGUUGACAAGACCUUUUGAAUGUAACAUCGAAUGCCAACAAUAUAUGCGCUUUAUGCUAAAAGAGUUUCGACAAGACUUACAGGUCUAUUUUAGUCCUUGAAGUUAAGAACAUUUAGUUUCUUUUUUCUCUAAAAUGUCAUUUGUUUCGUUUUAAAUUCAUUUUCUCAAUGUCAUUUCUAGCGAACAAUUGGUCUAAUUGUAACUUGCUUGAAAUCAGGCGGAGCAGUGACUGUUGAUUCAAAAUUUGCAAAGUUACUACUAGCUAUUGUGCCAUCUUGAUCAACUGUUUUUUCUUCUUCUUUCUUUUAUCUAUCUAUUUAUUACCGCAACCAUGGUCAACUCUCCCAACGACGUCAAGAUUGCUGUUAUCGGUGGUUCAGGUCUUUAUAACCUUGAAGGUCUCGAAGUCAUUGAAGAAGUAAACCCCGAAACUCCUUGGGGUUUCCCCAGUGACAAGAUUGUUAUCUCUCGUCUUCCUAGUGGUAACAAGAUUGCAUUCUUGGCUCGUCAUGGCCGUGGUCAUUACUUGACUCCCACUGAAGUUCCUGUUCGUGCCAACAUUGCUGCUCUCAAGUCCCUCGGUGUCGAAGUCAUCAUUGCCUUCUCUGCUGUCGGUUCUUUGCGUGAAGAAAUCCCUCCUUGUGAUUUCGUCUUGCCCGAUCAAUUGAUUGACCGUACCAAGGGUCUUCGCCCCUCCACUUUCUUUGGUGAAGGCGUUGUUGCCCAUGCUGGUUUUGCCGAUCCUUUCCACGCCGGUCUUGCAAAUUUGAUCUAUAACCAUGCCAAAGUUCUUGAAUUUGGUGCCAAGUUGCACCGUGACAAGACCGCUAUCUGCAUGGAAGGUCCUGCUUUCUCUACCCGUGCUGAAUCCCACAUGUAUCGUUCUUGGGGCGGCGAUGUGAUUAACAUGAGCGCUUUGCCUGAAUCCAAGUUGGCUCGUGAAGCCGAAAUUGCUUAUCAAAUGAUCUGUAUGUCUACUGACUACGAUUGUUGGAGAGUCGAUGAAGAAGUCGUGACUGUUGAGACUGUGAUGGAAAACAUGAAGAACAAUGGCAAGAACGCAAAGACUUUGUUGCACGCUGUUUUGCCUGACCUUGAACAAGCUGUUGAACAAGACACCCUUGAACCCAAGCUUAAGGGUUCCAUGAAGUUCUCCGGUAUGACUGCCAAAGAAAAGAGAAAUCCUGCGACCGUUGCCAAGUUGGAAUACAUUUUGCCUGGUUAUUUUUAAAGUGUGUAUAUAUAUAU